This is a messenger RNA of Striga hermonthica, 503 nucleotides long. Lineage: Eukaryota; Viridiplantae; Streptophyta; Magnoliopsida; Lamiales; Orobanchaceae. The record is from the annotation of a GenBank genome assembly.
UCAACGUUCGACGAAGCUUGGACGACGACCAGGCCAUUGGGGCACGGCCCUCCUCUGGGUUUCUCUGGCCCAUCUCAGACUCCGGUCACUCCUACUCUGAUCCCGCACGGUGUGGGAGCGACUGCGACAAACCUCGAAGGAGACGCUGGUUCCAGUCGCGCCCAGGAGGCACGAGCAGCAGCGAUGACGGCGAUGCCGCCCCCACCACCUCACAACCCGGUGGUGGUCCAACCUGGAGACGUGGCGAUACAAGGUGGAGCUCCAACUCCAGUAGCUGGACAGGCCCCUGGUCAACAAGUGGUUACGAUGACCCGGGAGGAGAUGCAGAGGAUAGCAGCGGCCGCGGCGGCGCAGGCGGUGCAGCAGGUCGCAAGCCACACAUCGCACGCCACCACUGCGCCGGCAACGACAACGGGAAACCAAGAUGAGGAUGUGUCCAGCUAUGGAGAAGGAGGAGUUGCGAGAGAUCGUGCGAUGGAGAGGAUGGCGGAGCAGUUGCGCCA